AUGUCGUACGGCGUCAUGACGCCUGACGAGGCAGAGCUUUUGGCAAUGGGUGCGUCUGGCGCGAUCUUUGCCUAUCCCAGCAGACCACAUGAAGUGUCCAAACUCCCUUAUCGCGCACAAUCUUCUAUCGACAACGUCGAGAUCGAGAAACGCAUUUACCGCCGGCUGGAGACCCAUCCGAAUAUCAUCCGCUGCCUUCGGAUCGACGAUGAUGCCAUACAUCUCGAGCGAGCAAAAUACGGCUCCAUCCGACAGUACUACAGAAAGGGCGGCACUGCGACCCUCCAAGAGCGCAUCAAGUGGUCGCGAGACUUGGCUAAUGUGCUGCAGUACAUUUACGACAAGAACGUUAGACAUGUUGACAUCUGCGGCAAGAAUAUCCUCUUGGAUGAGGACCGGAACAUCAGACUUUGCGACUUCGCUGGCUCGGCUAUUGAUGAUAUUCGUCCUACGGUUAUCGCUCAAGACGGCUUCCGGCACCCUGAUGACGAUGCGAACAAUAUAAUUCGAGCGGAGAUCCACGCUUUAGGAUCGUCCAUCUUCGAGUUGAUAACCUUCACCUGCCCACAUUAG
Molecule: messenger RNA, 573 nt
Organism: Trematosphaeria pertusa
Lineage: Eukaryota; Fungi; Ascomycota; Dothideomycetes; Pleosporales; Trematosphaeriaceae
Exons: 1
Coding region: 1-573 (190 amino acids)
Biological process (GO): cell surface receptor protein tyrosine kinase signaling pathway; innate immune response; cell differentiation
Cellular component (GO): extrinsic component of cytoplasmic side of plasma membrane
Molecular function (GO): non-membrane spanning protein tyrosine kinase activity; ATP binding; signaling receptor binding
Source: RefSeq, a predicted model, not a curated record